AUGGCGUCAACUCCUUCACAGCCGGGCAACAGCCCUGGCGCUCCGGAGCAAGGCACCCCGAGCUCUGGCGGUUCGAAAGGAAUCAUCUCGAGCGUAUCGCGGGCUGCUUCGAGCGUGGCCUUGCGUGGCAGAAGCGCCACGCUGAACGCCUUGCACAUUGGGAGAGGGCAAAACCGCACCGAGUCUUCUGCGUCUCCCUUGCCUCCCGGCAACGUCAAAGGCGAGACGGCUUCCGGCCACCAUCCCUUCGGGAGUCUCUCGGGAAUUUCCUCGACCGCGACCUCGGCGCUCAGGGGUCUCGCCUCCGGGGUACAUCUAGGCGCAGGGGGGAAUGGCGCCGGCGGCGUGGGCGGCAGCGGGAGCACUACCAACUCUGAGGUUGGCCUUGGGUCUGGGAGGCUGUCGCAUGAGCUGCCGAGCAUUCGGAAAGGAUACCUGCUCAUGCUCACAAAGCCUGGUCAAACCUGGAGCGGUACCGCAGGAGGAGGAGGAGGUGUAGGCGUAGAGGCUGGCAGUGGGGAGUGGUCAGAGCGGUUCUUUUACCUGUUGGGACAUUUCCUCAGAUACAAGAAGCAAUCUCGCAACCUUACAUCGGUCAACCUCAAGCAGACUGACCACGUCGAGUUCAACCUCCAGUCCGCCAUCGUGGAAACCUUGGAGGACGCCCAGGAGCGAGAAGGGGUAGAGGGGGCGUCUGUCAGCUCUCAUCCCCGACGGAAGCACGCCUUCCGGCUCGUGCCGACACCCGCAUCGGAGGAAAAGCCCUCUCCAGCUUCGCCCACUGCUCUGUCCACGACGUCCUUCGGCGAAGCUAGGACCUCGAGGUCCAGCACGACUCCGUGCGAGGCUGCCUUGGCGAAGGAUGCGGCGGAGGCGGAGGAGCGAAACUCUCGUGGUUCUUGGUCGCAGGCUAGCGCCUGCAACGGUGGCGGCAAGCCGCCGCAGCAGGUGUGGGUCCUGGCCGCGACAAGCGAAAAGGAGCGAGCCAUGUGGAUGCAGGCCAUUCGGGAGGCUAUAUCUUUGGGUCGGGAGUUGCUCUCCUGUGGGGAGGCGGGGUGUGAACCGGGACCUCUGUUCGCCUUGGCGAGAAGGAUGAGCGAAGAGCUGGAAGUACGCGAUCGACAUCACCGGCUUCGCUUUUAUCGCUCCUGCUUCUUAGGCGAAGAUGCGGUCUCUUGGUUGCAAUCGGAGUGCGGCCCCUGUUCCGUCGAGGAGGCGUUAUGGCGAGGAAACAAGAUGGUCGCAGCGGGGCUGAUCUACCACUGCACCUACGGGCAUAGCCUUGAGAACAGCCGUCUUUUUUACAAGUUUGCCAAUUCCGUAGUUUCGGCGUCAGGCGGCUCCAGGGUAUCACUCUCCCGUCAAACAUCGGGAGAGAGAAUCGGCGCCAAAGGCAGCCGCUUCGGCGCCAAGGGCGUCGGCUCCGGGGGGGGGCUCACAGAUGGCAAUCGCCCCUACCGGAGCACGAACGAUCUUACCGGCAUCGUGAGCAGAAGCAGCGGCGAGCACAACUAUGACCACCACCGGUAUUUCGGGGGGGCAGGAGAGCGGGGCAGCAACGGGGAAGGCGGAGGGAGUUCCGACGCGUCGUCGGAAGAUAGCGGCAGCGUCGUUUCGGUCGACAACAGCGGGUCGGCCGUCUGCCGCGGCGAAGCAGGCCCCUCAUCCGCGAUGGAAGGCGAAGGGAGAGGCGUAGGGUCGGGCGUGGUGUCGUUGUCGAAGAGCGUCGUGGCGGCGACCGCUGCCGCUGCGUCUUCGGACGGACGGAGCGGUUUCCGAGAAAGUUCUGGCGGUCACGCCGGCGAGAAGAAGGCCACAACGAGGAGGAUUGCCAGGGAGUUGGAGGAACUGAAGCUCGCCUGCGCCGAGAUGGAGCGGUCGCAAAUGCGGACGGAGCGACAGAUGCAGGCCUUCGCAACCGGAUUGCUGGCUUGCGUGGAGACCUCGAUGGACGGAGCCCUCGCCUCAACGGCGGCCGCCCUAGCCCUUGCGGCCUUCGGACUGGCACUGCAGGCGGUGCACCUGGAUGGGUCAGGGAGGCCCGCAGCCGUGGCGGCGGCAGGAGCAGCGGCCGCAGGGGAGGAGGACGGGGACCUCGCCGGGGGAACACCGUUCGCGUUGCGAAUCUUGCAGGCGAUGCUGAUCGCCCUCGUGGCGAUAGCUCUCCGGUCCUACGCCAACGGCCGCGAGGCAGUAGGUCGGGCGAUCGAGGCUACCAAGGGGUUAUGCUGCGGCGGGAUGAUGCCGUCGUCGGGAUUCGACCAGGGGUGGGGAGGAGGAAGUGGUGGGGCGAUGGGGAAGGCGGCUGCAGCGGACGGUUUUGCGGUGCCAUUGUUGCAUCCGGGGCAGGCAAAGGAGCUCUUCCGGACGACCUUCGGCAACGGCACCCGCAGCCGAAGCGGCACAGAGUCAACGCCCCCCGCCGGAUCGCUCAACAUCCUCAGUCGCGUGGCCUCCAACAAAGCCCCAGCCCUGCCCCCGCAGCUGGCGGACCCCCCGCAGCUGGCAGAGCGCAGCCGCGGCGGUCCGAUGUCGUCGGACUCUUGCCCGCCCCCGUUGCCGGAAUUAUCGUCCGAUGUGAUGAGUCGCGACAGCAGUAGUGUCGCCGUCGCCGGUGCCGAUUCCGCGGCGCGUGUGUCGGCGUCUGUGGCUGUCAGGGAGGGGGCGGCAGGCAUUGAGGCUAGGGGUACGGAUAAGGACAAGGGAGGUGGAGUGGUUGACGGGGGUGGUGGUGUUGCGGCGGCAGGCGGCGUGGGAGGAGAGAGACCCGAGCUGGCAAGCUUGCCUCCGGAGAAGGAGUGGCCGCACCACCCCAUCUUCGUCAGACUCAGCCCUUCCGUCGGAGAUCAGGUGAGGUUAGACGGCCACGAGCCCAACUCGUCUAUCCCGGUGAACAGCGACGACAUUGCCGUUCCGUUCGAGACCCCGCUUUUCAAAGGCCGUUUACUGGUGCGAGUGGCGGGGCUGCCUGGAGACGGAGCGCAGGACUACUUCCGGGGAAAGAAACGGCUCAUGCAGUGCGCUGUGCAGGGCGAGUUUAAGAAGGAGUUGCCGUUCGACCGAGUCUACACCGGACAGGCGUACGACCGGCCUUUCACGCAGCUGCCCGCGAAGUGGCUCAUCCGCUCGGCGUUCUCCUUGAUACGGAGGCUUUCUCCCGCCCUUCGGGAGGACAUCACCGGCGAGCGGCCGUAUAUGGUCAGCCCAUUGGCGGCGACGGCCCAGUCCAUGCGUGCCGAAGCGCCCGGAGACGAGGUCGCCAUCGUGGGCGACCUUGGCGAGGAGACCGGUCUGCUGGGAGAGUCGUUCAUGGACAGCCGCGUCCCGUCCUCCGCUCGGAAAAAGUUUUUCAACAACCCGAGAAACCUCAAGGCCUACUCCUUCAAGCCUGGGGUGGUCUACACUUUCGACUUCUACCAGCACUUGUACAACGCGGUAACCUUCGAGCUCGACCUCGGCUUCCGGAAAGUGAAGCUCGCCGACUACCUCAACCACCAGCCGGCACAGGCAAGGGCCAACAACAAGUUCGGUUCUAGAUGA
Ectocarpus siliculosus is the source of this 3540-nucleotide messenger RNA. The record is from the annotation of a GenBank genome assembly. Lineage: Eukaryota; Phaeophyceae; Ectocarpales; Ectocarpaceae.